Alligator sinensis (Chinese alligator) is the source of this 374-nucleotide messenger RNA. Its product is annotated as scuwaprin-a-like. Gene Ontology annotation, biological process: antibacterial humoral response; innate immune response. The transcript is spliced from 3 exons. Gene Ontology annotation, cellular component: extracellular region. Gene Ontology annotation, molecular function: peptidase inhibitor activity. Lineage: Eukaryota; Metazoa; Chordata; Crocodylia; Alligatoridae. Bases 13 to 309 code for a protein of 98 amino acids. The record is from RefSeq and is a predicted model, not a curated record.
CACGGCGGCACCAUGAAGUCGGGCGGCCUCCUCCUGCUGGCAGGGCUCCUGGUCCUCUGUGCCCAGCUCCAGCCUGCAUCUGGGAUGGCCCGUUGGGGGAAGCCCGGACGCUGCCCCCCAUUAUCACCAUUCGUCCCAGGCAAGUGCCUUCACGGAUGCAACACUGACUACGAUUGCCGUGGAGCACGGAAGUGCUGCAGCAACGGCUGUGGCAAUGAAUGCAUGCUGCCUUUAAAGGGAUCAGGUUUGCAUCUCAGCCCUAGCCUGGAGCCCGCACGCGACAGCACUGCCACCUCCCGCCUGUCGUGAUGCCGACCCCGAAGCCCGAGUGUCCAGGCUCUGCUGCGGGACAAGGAGACCUUCCACCAUCGGCU